CCUUCCCUUCCAUUUCCCUCCCAGCUCUGCCAAUCGGUUCCAACCUUCACAAAGGAAAGAACACAAACCUCUACAUACCUUUUUGGAAGCCCCCCGGAUCCCAAGCAAAAAUGUACACAGCAACAGAACUCUACCCAAAUGAGCACGUCACCAGGGCCGUUCACGAAUACUGUAUUGCUCAUUCCACGCCCUUGCCAGGCGUCGUGGACCAGCACCGUACAAAGUCUAUUGAUUUUGCACGUUCAGUUGGAAUGGAUCCUUACAUGAUGGUUAAUACACUUCAGGCUCAAUUUAUGCUUUUUUUCGCAAAGUUGAUUGGGGCCAAGAAGGUGCUCGAGGUUGGGACUUUUACCGGGUAUUCGGCAUUGGCUUGGGCGGAAGCUAUCAAAGGGCAGGAGGGUGCCAAGCUCGUGUGCUGUGACACCCCCGGCCCCCACACCGAAUUUGCUAAGGCGGCCCUACUCGAAGCCGGGUUUCCCGACACAUUCGUUACUUUCCUCGAGGGCGACGGCGUCGAGAGCGUGAAAUCUCUCCCCGCGGACCAAUUCGACAUAAUCUUCCUCGACGCCAACAAAAACGGUUACCUUCCCGCGGUUGAAACAAUCCUCUCCCGAAACCUCCUUUCUCCCCGCGGCGUCGUGAUCGCUGAUAACGCCCUCAGGCAAGGGCUCGUCGCGGAUGAUACGGAGAAGAACCCUAAUUCGUUUGAGUUGGACAGCACGAGCGUCGCUAGCUAUAAGUAUAUUGAUGAGUUCAACAAGUUUGUGAGGGAUCACGAGCAGUUGGAGCAGGUUAUGUUGCCGGCUUUUGAUGGGUUGAACAUCAUUCGAUUGAAGCAGUAGUGGUACAGAACUGGAUUGUGGCAUUGAUUUUUGGACUUGUAUUCUCUCCUCUCUUGUAUAAUGUUUUGGUGAUCAGUGUGGGCGGGUGAUAGAAACCAUUAUACAAGUAUAUCCUUGUGCUGAAAA
Messenger RNA from Tuber melanosporum (Perigord truffle), 968 nucleotides. RefSeq lists its product as uncharacterized. The record is from RefSeq and is a predicted model, not a curated record. The coding region runs from base 111 to 842 and encodes 243 amino acids. Gene Ontology annotation, molecular function: O-methyltransferase activity; S-adenosylmethionine-dependent methyltransferase activity. The transcript is spliced from 3 exons. Lineage: Eukaryota; Fungi; Ascomycota; Pezizomycetes; Pezizales; Tuberaceae.